UGAGAGGUGAGGAUGAUGGUUUGCAAGCAUGCAGUGAUCGCGGGAACGACUCUGCGGUUUAUUUAUAAAGUACCUGGUGUGAGAAUUGCACGUGGAUUCUUCGGUAACAUGGGACCCCUCGAGACUGCCAAGAAAGCCGCUGCUUACAAAGCUGUUGAUGAAUUUGUCAAGACUAAUAGUGUUGUGGGAAUUGGGAGUGGAUCCACCGUAAUUUAUGCGGUACUCAGAAUCGUUGAAAGAGUGAAAGAAGAACAGUUAAAAAUCGUCUGUGUGCCCACGUCGUUCCAAGCUCGCCAGCUGAUUGUCAACAAUCAUCUGGUGUUGGGGGAUCUUGAGACACACCCCAGGAUAGAUUGUGUGAUUGAUGGCGCCGAUGAAGUUGACAAGGAUCUGAAUCUCAUAAAGGGAGGAGGUGGUUGUCUCUUACAGGAGAAAAUCAUCGCCUCCUGCUCAGAGGAAAUGAUUGUCAUUGCUGAUUAUACAAAAAACUCUGAAAAAUUGGGACAGCAGUACAAGAAGGGAAUUCCAAUCGAAGUCAUUCCAAUGGCAUAUGUUGCCAUUCAACAGAAAAUCGAAGAUAAUUAUGGGGGCAUGGCUAAAAUUAGAAUGGCCAUUGCCAAAGCAGGACCAGUGGUUACUGACAAUGGGAAUUUUAUUCUGGAUUGGCACUUCUCAGACGAUCUCGACAAAUCAUGGAAGGUCAUAAAUUCUGAAAUUAAGAUGAUUCCUGGAGUUGUCGAGACUGGUCUCUUCAUAAACAUGGCUAAAAAAGUGUACUUUGGGAUGGCUGAUGGAACCGUCACUGAGCAGUCUCUCGAUGCAUAGAAUUAAACAACGAUUGUUUAUUGCUGAUAGCUUUAUUUUUAUAUUCUUAACAUUUUCGGCGACGAACACACAUAUUUUCGUGUCUAUUAAGGGCUCUCAGGUCUCCUUUGCUCAAUUGCCUUCUGGUCUCACUGGUUGGGAACUGAUAUUUCUCUUAAGAUUACUUUCUACGAAUUCACAGUACUUGCAGUGCAACCAAGUUCAGGGAUUAUCUUUAUAUUCUACCAAAAACGUUUGAAUGAAGUUGAUGUUUUGUAAUAAUUUUAUGUAAAGUCUUGAUCGUACUCCUCAGAUUUCUAUCUCUAUCUGGAUCUGUUCUUUUAGAGAUUGCUGAGAAUCAUAAAAGUUUCUGAGAAUAAUAAAUUUUAAAUUUCA
This is a messenger RNA of Diachasmimorpha longicaudata, 1200 nucleotides long. It is a transcript of the gene Rpi, whose product is annotated as ribose-5-phosphate isomerase. The record is from RefSeq and is a predicted model, not a curated record. Gene Ontology annotation, molecular function: ribose-5-phosphate isomerase activity. The coding region runs from base 13 to 825 and encodes 270 amino acids. Gene Ontology annotation, biological process: D-ribose metabolic process; pentose-phosphate shunt, non-oxidative branch. Gene Ontology annotation, cellular component: intracellular membrane-bounded organelle. Lineage: Eukaryota; Metazoa; Arthropoda; Insecta; Hymenoptera; Braconidae. The transcript is spliced from 6 exons.